Molecule: messenger RNA, 3184 nt
Organism: Amaranthus tricolor (Joseph's coat)
Lineage: Eukaryota; Viridiplantae; Streptophyta; Magnoliopsida; Caryophyllales; Amaranthaceae
Product: exocyst complex component EXO70B1-like
Exons: 1
Coding region: 271-2139 (622 amino acids)
Biological process (GO): exocytosis
Cellular component (GO): exocyst
Molecular function (GO): phosphatidylinositol-4,5-bisphosphate binding
Source: RefSeq, a predicted model, not a curated record
CCCACCACAUCAAAACUUUUGACGUUAUUCUGUCCAUUUCAUUCGCCAUCUUCCGUCACACCUUCCUUUCUUCAAUAUAUAAUCUGCAUUCUGCAUCCAACGUCUCUCAAACUACAAAUUUCACAUCUCAAAUUAUUCGAGACUCUUUCAAUGGUAUUCAUUUCUACCCCAAUUUUCACUCCAAUCAGUUUACUUCUACUUUGAAUUCGUCCAAUUUUUUAAAAAUUCUUUCUUCAUUGAUGUGACAAACUUCUAUUUAUUCAAUCAAUUAUGGCUGAAAACAACAUCAACGGAGAAGAAAAAUUGAUAGCUGUAGCAAGAGAAAUUGCUAAAUCCUUAGGUCAUUCAAAUUCUAUGACCGACGAUAUUAUCGACAUUUUCUCCACUUUCGACGGCCGAUUUUCUCGCGACAAACUCUCGCCAUCUUCCGAUAUGUUGCAGGCAUCUCGUACAAUUUCCGAUAAGAAGCCUUCGUCGGCAGUCGCUACUUUGGAAGAAUGCCUUACUUCGUUGGAACUUCAAAUUUCUCAGUAUCUCUCUUUUGACCAGCCGAUUUGGUCAAAUUCGUCUGAUUCUUGUGCUUUUCUUGAAGUUUUUGAUGAAUUGAUUGGCACAAUGCGCGAAUUUUCUCCAUUGGCCCGCGAUAAUAAAGCGGUCGGUGUUGAAUUGGAUCGUGCUGAGGAUUUGCUUCAAUCGGUGAUUUUUAAGAUGAAGGAGGAGUUUCGUGGUCUGAUCCGUCGCGGUUCUGACUCGUUCGAUUUGAGUCGUGAGUCUUCGGAUUCUGACUCCGAAGGUAAUUAUGAUGAUGGUGAGAUUCCUGUUGCUCAUCCUGUUACUGAUUUUAAUAUUGUAAUCGAUGCCUUGCCGUCGGCAACAACUAACGAGCUUCAUGAGAUUGCAAAGAGAAUGGUGGCGGUUAAUUAUGGAAGAGAGUGUUCGCAUGUUUGUAGUGCUUGUCGGAGAGAGUUUCUUGAGGAGAGUUUAUCUAGAUUAGGGUUACAGAAAUUGAGUACUGAUGAAGUUCAGAAGCUUCCAUGGCCGGAGCUUGAAGAUGAGAUUGAACGUUGGUGCAAGUCGGCGGAUUUUUCUUUGAGAGUUCUGUUUCCGUCGGAGAGACGAUUGUGUGGUCGUAUUUUCUCGGGAUAUCCUUCUGCUUCGGAUUUCGCUUUCAUGGAGGUUUGUCGUGGUUCAGUGAUUCAGCUGUUAAAUUUUGCUGACGCGGUUGCAAUAUCGAGUCGUUCGCCUGAGAGAUUGUUUAAAGUUCUUGAUAUAUACGAGACUUUGAGAGAUUUGCUUCCGGAAUUUGAGAUAUUAUUUUCCGAUCAAUUUUGUGUGUUUUUAAGAAAUGAAGCCUUGGCUAUUUGGAAGAGGGUUGGGGAAGCCAUCCGAGGGAUUUUUAUGGAGCUGGAGAAUUCAAUUAGACGUGAUCCGGCUAAAGUUCCAGUUCCUGGUGGUGGACUUCAUCCGAUAACUCGGUAUGUGAUGAAUUACCUUCGUGCCGCGUGUCAAUCGCGGCAGACGCUUGAGCAGGUGUUUGAGGAGGAGAGGGAACGAGCAAUGUCAGGGAUUAGCUCAUUGUCGGUUCAAAUGGUGUGGAUUAUGGAGUUACUGGAGAGUAAUUUGGAGGCAAAGUCAAAGGUUUAUAAAGAUCCUGCUUUGAGCUCUGUGUUUAUGAUGAACAAUGGAAGGUACAUUGUUCAAAAGGUGAAGGGUAGCGAACUAGGGCUGUUGUUAGGGGAAGAUUGGAUUAGGAAACACAAUGUGAAAGUGAGGCAAUUCCGUGUGAAUUAUCAAAGGAGUACAUGGAAUAAGGUGAUUACGAUUUUGAAGGUGGAUAAUGGUGGCAAUAAUCUUAAUGGCGGGAUGAAAGAGAGGUUCAAGAUGUUCAAUUCUUACUUUGAGGAGAUUUUAAAGAUACAAUCUUUGUGGAUCGUAUCUGAUGAUCAGUUGAGGGAGGAUUUGAAGACGGCUCUUAUUCAAAACCUGUUACCUGCUUAUAGAAAUUUCAUUGGGAUGUUCCAGAGCUCUCCUGAAGCGGGAAGGAACCCUGAGAAGCAUAUCAAGUUGAGUGUUGAGGAUAUUGAGGCACGGAUCAACAAUGAGCUGUUUCGGGGUAAUAGUAGCGGUAGCAGGAGAUGAAAACCGCUGGUGAUUCGUUUUAUCGAUGAUGUUGUAGGUAUUGUAGAAUGUUGUUGAACAAUGUAGCAAAGUGUGUAUUGAUGUACAAUGAUUUAUGAAUAUAUGACCUACGGAUUGAAAUGCUAGGUCUUUUGCAAGGUUUUGGUAGUCAAUUGUUUUUCCCACCAGGGGUGUAAAAUUUUGGUGGCUUUUGGUAGUUUUCCACUGGGUUGUAUAAAUGUGAAAUUUGGAGUUACAUACUUGCGGAGUCAAGACUCAAUUCCCAUGAGGUUGGUGAUGGAUUCGAUCACUUGAUCAUGUAUGCUCUAUUUUGCACUCUUGAGAGUGAAGAUGAGAGUGUCAUGGGUAAUGAAAGCAUAUGCUUUGGGUCACUCAAUGAAGUGAUGGAUGAAGAUGACUUGGUGUGUCUUAAUGUAGAGAAGACACGAAGAUCAGAGGCUCAGACUGACCGCUCGACUGGUCGAGCGUAUGUGGCUCAGUCGAGCUUGCUGCUUGAUCGAGCGGAUUGGCAGCGUCCAAAACAGAAGCUUUUUGUUUUAUAUAAGGGCUUUUAGGAGCUCAUUAGGGCAGUAGAGAGACGCUAAUACUAAGAGUUAACUAGGGUUUUAGUCAAGAGAGUUUAUUCCACAUGUAUCAGGGCAUUUAAGAGAGUGACUUCAAAAGUUCAAUUGCUUUGAGAGGUUGUUUUUAAAGCUUGUAAGGUGAGUCAUUAAGUUGAGUAUAUUAAUGAUAAGAUACUUGUUUUGAGGGGGAGAUAUUCAAAGAUACCUCAUAUUUCUUGUGUUUUCUCUUCUUCAUUGUUGUGCUCUAUUUUUAGUAUUUUUCUUCGCAUUUGUUUGUUGCUUGUUUCUUCACCGUUGCCAUAACACAUUCACAACAAUACUAAAUGUAUAAUCCAAAUUUUCAUCCUACCAUAUUUCAAUUGUAGUAAUAUGGAUUCAUUUGAUCACUAAUGUUGGUAAGAAACUGCCGUUCAGAAAUUUCCUGCUUGCUUAUUGAACUUGAAGUUUUGUUUAUUAUUCAAGAACGAACAUUUUAUAGGAAA